ACUAGACAUGCGAGUCUCUGUGCUGCUCUAGUGCUCGAUCAGUCGAAGGCGGGGCUGCGUGACCUAGCAGAAGCACAAACUCGAGGAUUUAAAGGAUUUAAAUGAUCAUUUCUUUGUCAUGAAUCGGUGAAUUGAAAUCCGACGAUGAACGAUUGCUACAAAGAGUCACUAGUUUCGUCCUAGUUACAUGGAUGAUGUUGACCAAACGAAACAAUGCGUCUUUGCUCUUGUUGGAAAACAGUGCGGGUGGCAUUGCUGGUUCAUCUGUUGUUUCCCUACAUCUGCCUCCAUACAUCAGGUGCACGAAUUAUUGGUCCAAAUGGUACAAAUACCAUAUAUGGAGAAAACGCAACUUUUUUUUGCCAGCUGACUGAGACUGACGAUCAACUAACCAGUAUUACGUGGAACAAGAAGACACAAGAAAACUCAGAAGAAACACCUUUCUUUUCCAUUCGUGCAAGUGACAAAACUAAACACAUAAAUGGAUUGGGGGACAGAGUACAAUAUAUUGGGAACUUUGCAGAGAAAAAUGGCUCAAUUCAGCUGCUCAGAAUGAGGUUUCUGGAUGAAGGGAUCUACACAUGCAUCUUUAAAUUACUUUUUAGUGGGCCAUAUGAGACCAACAUCAAAGCCACAGUUUUUGCUCAUCCUGUGGGUAACGUGAAAGGAGAAGCACCUGUUUCUGGAUAUGUAGAAGUUACGUUGGCAUCCUGUUUUGCCUCAAAUGCACGGCCUGCAGCAGAAGUGAUGUGGAGAGUCGGAGACCUACAAAAAUAUUUGAGAGCUGAAACCAAUCAUACAGUAAACAGCAACGGUACCGUUACUGUUGUAUCCUACCUACUUGGUAUCCCACUCAAACAUUUAAACAAGAAGAACGUCCAGUGUGUGGUGAAACACAAAACCCUGGCUGAGGAACUGGUGCUGAACUACUCAAUAAACAUCCACUAUCCUCCAGAGUCCGUGGUGAUACUUCCCGACAGUCCAACGAACACCAAGAGAUUUGUAUGUGUAGCGGAUAGCAACCCAGACCCAUACUACACCUGGACUAGAGACAAUAAAAGCACUAUCUAUAAAGGCAACAGUCUUCCUUUCCCGUCUUCUGAUUUAAACGGCUUGUACAUCUGUAAAGCUUCAAACCAGUAUGGAAGUUCGUUAGGUUCUCUGUAUGUCCAUGUUCAUAAAGAAUGCAGCACCGUCUGUUGGAGUCUGUUUGGUUUGGUUUGCUGUGUUGUUCUCGCUUCUGCUGCUGCUGCUGCUGCCAUUGUUAAAUUCAAGCCGGAAUGGAUUCCAGUAAGGCGUUCUGAUAAUGAAGAUCCACAGGAACGUGAUCUCUGAACUGGGCAUAAUCUGUUUCUCCAUACACUUGUUUGAAUGCUGGAUUGUGAUUCAUUGGUCAGAGACUAUACCAGCUGCAGCUCAAGCUCCUUCCUAAACCAGUUGUCCUGUCUUCAUCUACGUUUUCUGGAGAACAAAAUACUACUUUCUGUCCUAACCAACCGUGAUGUUUGAUGUACUCGUAAAAGAGGAUUCAGAGAAAGAAAACCUGUUUUCUACUGACACAAAAUGACUGGCUUGAGACUCCACUAAACAAGUGAAAUGAAAGGAAGAUUUUGAUGUGGUGGAAAGUCCCCUUUCUGUAUGAGUAAUAUUAUGUUUCAUGUGUUCUUGUAAAAAAAAAAAAGAGUGAUUUUUUA
Molecule: messenger RNA, 1694 nt
Organism: Puntigrus tetrazona (Sumatra barb)
Lineage: Eukaryota; Metazoa; Chordata; Actinopteri; Cypriniformes; Cyprinidae
Product: nectin-3
Exons: 8
Coding region: 214-1335 (373 amino acids)
Biological process (GO): heterophilic cell-cell adhesion; homophilic cell-cell adhesion
Cellular component (GO): adherens junction
Source: RefSeq, a predicted model, not a curated record